Molecule: messenger RNA, 2168 nt
Organism: Marmota flaviventris (yellow-bellied marmot)
Lineage: Eukaryota; Metazoa; Chordata; Mammalia; Rodentia; Sciuridae
Gene: Rrm2b
Product: ribonucleotide reductase regulatory TP53 inducible subunit M2B
Biological process (GO): deoxyribonucleotide biosynthetic process
Cellular component (GO): cytosol
Molecular function (GO): ribonucleoside-diphosphate reductase activity, thioredoxin disulfide as acceptor
Source: RefSeq, a predicted model, not a curated record
GGAAGAAAGCCCAGUCUGCGCAGAGGGGCGGGUUUUGGGGGCGCUAGGCGGGUCGGUCUUGGCCGACCCGCGGGUCAUCUGGAGCUUGUCCUAGUUAGGUGCUGGCCUGCCGCACUCCGGCAGCUCUGGCUGAGUCUGCGCGAUGGGCGACCCGGAAAGGCCGGAAGCGGGCAUGCCCGAGCAGGAUGAGAGGUUAUCUUCAGAUACCAACGAAAAGGAAGUGAAAGCUAAUGAAGAGCCACUCCUAAGAAAGAGUUCUCGCCGAUUUGUCAUUUUUCCAAUCCAGUACCCUGAUAUUUGGAAAAUGUAUAAACAGGCACAGGCAUCCUUCUGGACAGCAGAAGAGGUUGACUUAUCAAAGGAUCUCCCUCACUGGAACAAGCUUAAAUCAGAUGAGAAGUAUUUUAUCUCUCACAUCUUAGCCUUUUUUGCAGCCAGUGAUGGAAUUGUAAAUGAAAAUUUGGUGGAGCGCUUUAGUCAGGAGGUGCAGGUUCCAGAGGCUCGCUGUUUCUAUGGUUUUCAGAUUCUCAUCGAGAAUGUUCACUCAGAGAUGUACAGUUUGCUAAUAGAUACUUACAUCAGAGAUCCCAAGAAAAGGGAAUUUUUAUUUAAUGCAAUUGAAACAAUGCCAUAUGUUAAGAAAAAAGCAGAUUGGGCUCUGCGAUGGAUAGCAGAUAGAAAGUCUACUUUUGGGGAAAGAGUGGUGGCCUUUGCUGCUGUGGAAGGAAUUUUCUUCUCAGGAUCUUUUGCUGCUAUAUUCUGGUUAAAGAAGAGAGGUCUCAUGCCUGGGCUCACAUUUUCCAAUGAACUGAUCAGCAGAGAUGAAGGACUUCACUGUGACUUUGCUUGCCUAAUGUUUCAGUACUUAGUAAAUAAGCCUUCAGAAGAAAGAGUGAGGGAGAUCAUUGUUAAUGCUGUCAAAAUUGAGCAGGAGUUUUUAACAGAAGCCUUGCCAGUUGGCCUCAUUGGGAUGAACUGUGUUUUGAUGAAACAGUAUAUUGAGUUUGUAGCUGACAGAUUACUUGUGGAACUGGGAUUCUCAAAGAUUUUUCAGGCAGAAAAUCCCUUUGAUUUUAUGGAAAACAUUUCUUUAGAAGGGAAAACAAAUUUCUUUGAGAAACGAGUUUCAGAGUAUCAGCGUUUUGCCGUUAUGGCAGAAACCACAGAUAAUGUCUUCACUUUGGAUGCAGAUUUUUAAAACCUUCUUCUAUUUAAAGACCCUGUAGCCUUCAUUGCAUGAAGAAUCAUGGCCUGGAAGGACUUAAAAAGACAGUUUGACCCAGUGCUUUCAGACAGGGCUGGAUUUUGCUGUCCAAUUAUAUACAGUAAUUAACAAUUACUUAUACAAUAAAAGUGUACCUCAACCAUGUUUUAUUAAAUAAAAAUUUUAUAGUCAUUUUAUUUUGGAAUAUCCAGAUUAUUCUGUUUCUUUUGCCAUUUUUUUUUCAUUUGUACAUGGAAAAAGUGAUUACUGAAAAAAAGAUUGUGGUAUGUAUAUUUAAAAAAAUAAGUUAUUUAAUUUUCAGAAUUUUGCAUAUUGCAUUUAAGUAUGAUAACAUCACUGUCAUAGGAUUUCCAGAUUUCCUUUGUACAGCUUAAGUAAGAGAUAAAUGUCAUGAAUGCUGAUGGGCUGCAUGAAAGCCAAAUCAAACCUAUAUUCAAGUAUCAAGAUUUUCAACCAGGUUGAGUGAAUGGGUGGCCAACUCAGCAGAUUCUGAAUGAGUAGCAUAGAAAUGAAAUCCUUUUUUCACCAUUUCCCUUUAAGUGGUCUGCUCAUUUGUAAACUGCUGAAGGUUUGAAGAAUAUUCUUAGGACCUUAGGAGAGAGGAUUUAAUCAUUGAAUUCUGUAAAAGAAAAUAUAUGUAAAAGUGGAAGAUCAGAGAAUGAUUCUUUUGUACAGUUAAGUAAAUUCACAGUAUUCUUAAUUUAUGAACUUAACUAUUUUACAACUAUAUGUAGAUUUUUAAAAAAUCAUUCAGCAAAAUUAUUUAGCAUCUACUCUCUGUAUAGAAAUCUUUAUAAGAUGGGCUAUAACAAUUUGUUUUUUGGUAAAAUACAUUAUGGUCACUUAAACCAACCCCACAUGUACAGAAUUCAUAUUUUUUUCAAAGAAAGAAAUUGUUAAUUUUUGGUUUAGUAUGUUAAAAUAAACUAUCAUUGCUACAUCA